Messenger RNA from Haemorhous mexicanus (house finch), 2226 nucleotides. RefSeq names its product olfactomedin 3 (gene OLFM3). The coding region runs from base 191 to 1567 and encodes 458 amino acids. The record is from RefSeq and is a predicted model, not a curated record. Lineage: Eukaryota; Metazoa; Chordata; Aves; Passeriformes; Fringillidae. Gene Ontology annotation, biological process: signal transduction. The transcript is spliced from 6 exons.
CGCCGUCCUCGCCCGCCCUCCCCGCGCCGAGGCUGCCCACGGAAUGAGCGUCCCCGGGGCGGCUGCCGCUGCCGCCUCCACUCGGGCUCCGGCGGGCGGGCAGAGAGCGCGGCUGCCGGCGCGGUCGCUGCGGCGGGAGCGGAGUGAAUGACCGAGAGGAGCGGCGCGAAGAGGCAGCCCCGGGAUCAGGAUGCGGGCGCCCGCCAGCAUCCUCAACCUCCUGCUGCUCUCCUUGCUGGCCGGCCUCAAUCCCUCCAAGACUCAGAUUAGCCCCAAGGAAGGGUGGCAAGUUUAUAGCUCAGCCCAGGAUCCUGAUGGCCGUUGCAUUUGCACUGUUGUUGCACCUGAACAAAACCUAUGUUCAAGAGAUGCCAAAAGCAGGCAGCUCAGACAACUACUAGAGAAGGUUCAGAACAUGUCCCAGUCUAUUGAAGUUUUAAAUCUACGGACUCAGAGGGAUUUCCAGUAUGUUUUGAAAAUGGAAACACAAAUGAAAGGGCUGAAGGCCAAGUUCCGGCAGAUCGAAGACGAUCGGAAGACAUUAAUGACAAAGCACUUUCAGGAGUUGAAAGAAAAGAUGGAUGAGCUUCUGCCACUGAUCCCAGUUCUGGAACAAUACAAAACUGAUGCCAAGUUGAUCACACAGUUCAAGGAGGAAAUUAGGAAUCUGUCUACUGUGCUCACUGGGAUUCAGGAAGAAAUUGGUGCUUAUGACUAUGAGGAACUACACCAGCGUGUAGUCAAUUUAGAAACCAGGCUUCGUGACUGCAUGAAAAAGCUCACAUGUGGCAAAUUGAUGAAAAUUACAGGCCCCAUUACAGUGAAGAUCUCUGGAACCCGAUUUGGAGCCUGGAUGACGGAUCCAUUGGCAUCAGAGAAGAAUAACCGAGUCUGGUACAUGGAUAGUUACACUAACAAUAAAAUCGUCCGUGAAUACAAAUCAAUCGCAGACUUCGUCAGUGGGGCCGAAUCAAGGACAUACAACCUUCCAUUCAAAUGGGCAGGAACCAACCACGUUGUCUACAAUGGCUCCCUCUAUUUCAACAAGUACCAGAGCAACAUCAUCAUCAAGUACAGCUUCGACACGGGGCGGGUGCUGGCGCAGCGUAGCCUGGAGUACGCUGGCUUCCACAAUGUCUACCCGUACACCUGGGGUGGCUUCUCUGAUAUCGACCUGAUGGCAGAUGAAAUUGGGCUGUGGGCCGUGUAUGCCACCAACCAGAAUGCAGGCAACAUUGUCAUCAGCCAGCUGAACCAGGAUACGCUGGAGGUGCUGAAGAGCUGGAGCACGGGCUACCCCAAGAGAAGUGCUGGAGAGUCCUUCAUGAUCUGUGGUACCUUGUAUGUCACUAACUCGCACCUAACAGGAGCCAAGGUCUACUAUUCCUACUCCACAAAAACCUCCACUUAUGAGUACACAGACAUUCCUUUCCAUAAUCAGUAUUUUCAUAUAUCCAUGCUUGACUACAAUGCAAGAGAUAGAGCUCUCUAUGCCUGGAAUAAUGGACAUCAAGUCCUGUUUAACGUCACCCUUUUCCACAUCAUUAAAACUGAGGAUGACACAUAAUUUUAUUUCCCUUACCCCUCCCUCCCUCAAAGCAGUCUCAUUUGUGAUUAACUCUAAAAGCAUCCAUCUCUCUCAGUUCCUUUUAAUUUACAUUUCUUCCUUCAUUAAACAAAAGCAACAUUUUCUACUAUGUAAUGCAUCUCAAAUUUGGCUGAACCUGUCAAAAAUGACCUGUCAGAAAUAAAAAACAUCUUAACUCGUGAUUCUGCAAGGUCUGUCAAGACCUUGUCUUGAAAAGCACUAAAGAGGAUUUAAUGGCUAAAGACAGUUUUUAAAAGAUUAUGAUCUGCCUUAUUUUAGAGUCAGAGACUAAUGGUGGCUUAAAUGCAUGAAUGUCUUUUUUUACCUCAUUUUUUGUUUUAAUAUAUUGCUUAACUUCAGGAAAUAUUUCAGUAGUGUCAUAUUGCACAUUGUAUUUUUUUAUUUAUUCCGAAAAACAGAUUUAGUAGGAAUUUAAUUUUCUUAGACAAGGCGUAUGAUUCAUUUUGCCAUCAUCCAAUUUCAGAUGUGGUGCUGUACAGUAUGUUUUUAAAUCUCUUGCAAACAUUUUAUCAACAGUAUGUAUUUCUACCAUUGUAACCACCAUUGUGCAAUUGUAUCUCUUCACUUAUGUGAAAGUAAACUAAGUACUAUUUUUUAUAAACUAUAUUGAAGCUUAA